UGGAAACCUCUCCUCGUCUCCCGCAGACUCUCUCUCUCUCUCUCUGAGAGCUCACGGAUUGGCUUACUUUCUUUGACUGCCCUUCUCUCUCCAAAUCCCAUUUUCCAUAUAAAUUAUUCUUGAACCUCUGUCUGCUUGCAUAAUCUCGUUCUCCAGCAAACGAAAGCCCACCCACCAAAUUAUUGUUUUUCCUUCCAUCUGCGAAGGGGUUGUUUUAUAUACUCCUCCAAAAAGUCUUUGCGAAGUUUCCAUUCCGACCUUUGAAUUCCUCAAACGGCUCGUGCUGUUCAAAGUCCCCCACGUUGAAAUCAACUCGGAACCCCCCCGUGCAAAGUUCGCGAUAACGGUGCGUAUUUGGGGCGCACGUAUAUAAAGGGGGAGUUGGGGUCUGUCUCAGGCAUAUCUUGUGAAAAAUCGUCUUUCAGCUCUCAGAAGAACAGAAGAACAACUUGUUCGCGAGGGAAAAGGAAAUAUAAGAGGAGAGAAUUUCUGGGCUCAGUUCUUGAUUGUGGACUGAUAGUUCAUCUCCCAAGGAACGAGAAGCGACUGCCUUGAGGAGAGGUAGCUUGAAGAGAACUAAUUUACGAGCCAUGACCGAUUCAGUUGCCUCGGACAAGACCAAUUCUAAGAAUUCCAUUAAACUCAAAACCUGCAAGCCCGAAAACAUGGUGCUCGAACGAACGCUCUCCUUUGAGAAUUUCUUACACGGUAAAGAAGCCAACCGGGCCUCGGGUAACUUAACAGUCAAAGAUGGUUCGACAUCUGAAACGGCCAGAGGAUUGUCCCUUUCUAAACCUGUGAUAUUUUUCUCGCCGAGACCCAAAUGCGAGCUCGAUGCCGCGGCAGUUAAGGUGCAGAAAGUGUACAGGAGUUACAGAACAAGAAGAAACUUGGCAGAUUGCGCCAUCGUCGUUGAGGAGCUCUGGUGGAAGGCGAUAGACUUUGCAGCCCUGAAGCAUAGUUCCGUAUCAUUCUACAAGGAUGAUAAGCCUGAAACUGUUGGUUCUCAGUGGGCGAGGGCAAGCACUAGAGUCGCCAAGGUAGGAAAAGGUUUGUCAAAAGACGAGAAGGCUCAAAGGCUAGUAUUACAGCACUGGCUUGAAGCUAUUGACCCACGGCACCGUCAUAGCCACAAUUUGCGUCUAUACUAUGAUGCGUGGUUCCAAAGCGAGAGUACGGAGCCUUUCUUCUACUGGUUGGAUGUUGGACGUGGUAAAGACGUGAAUCUCGAAAAGUGCCCAAGAAAUGUUCUGCAUAAGCAAUGCAUCAAGUAUCUCGGGCCCAUCGAAAGAGAAGCCUACGAGGUGAUAAUCGAAAAUGGAAAACUCAUGUAUAAGCAACGCAGCGAGCUUGUGGACACCAUGGAAGGUUCAAAGUGGAUAUUUGUACUUAGCACUUCGAGGGCCUUGUAUGUGGGUAAAAAGGAGAAAGGUGUGUUUCAGCACUCCAGUUUUCUUGCUGGUGGCGCCAUCACUGCAGCCGGAAGAUUAGUCGCCCAUAAUGGGAUCCUAGAGGCUUUUUGGCCAUCCAGCGGGUGCUACCACCCAACAGAAGAGAACUUCAGGGAAUUCAUCAGCUUCUUGGAGGAGCAUCAUCUAGACCUCAGCAAUGUCAAGAGGUGUGCUGUGGAUGAUGACAAUCUUUCAUACAUAAACUCCAGCGAGGACUCAAAACACGGUACAAGCGAGGGCCCCGCAGGAACCACCUCAUCAGCUGCCGAGCCAGAGGAUACCGCCGUCAAACCUGGACUUCCGCAAGAAAAUGUCACGAAUGCCCGUGCCAAGGCAGAGCCGCCUGUGUUCGACGUUACCAGGCGCUUGUCGUGCAAGUGGUCGACAGGGGCCGGGCCUCGCAUCGGCUGCGUGAGGGACUACCCCACGGAGCUCCAGUCGCGGGCGCUGGAGCAGGUCAACCUCUCUCCGAGAGUUGUCCCCGGGGCCGACCUUCAGGGGGUUACGGUCCGAUCCCUUCAAGAUUCUAAUUUCCUGGGAAAAACAGAAGGGAAGAGCCUAUAGUAGAGAAGAGUGUUCGGGGGCUAACCCCAUUUUUUUCAUUCAAGUUGUUGUUACCCAUUUGCAGUUCUUUUUCCGAAUAAGGGGGGUCUGCUUACGUACCAAAUUGAUGCCACUCUUUCUUUUCUUCUUUUCAAGAUUAGGCUGCAAAAGUUGAGUUGAUAAAGAAGCUUGAAAUCUGUUUGCAAGUUCAUUGAUUGAGACACAAACGCAUAAAUCGUAUUUGAUCUUGUAACUUUCGGCUUA
Molecule: messenger RNA, 2258 nt
Organism: Eucalyptus grandis
Lineage: Eukaryota; Viridiplantae; Streptophyta; Magnoliopsida; Myrtales; Myrtaceae
Product: IQ domain-containing protein IQM1
Exons: 9
Coding region: 591-2015 (474 amino acids)
Molecular function (GO): protein binding
Source: RefSeq, a predicted model, not a curated record